GAGCGGCGGCGGCGUGGCGGGGACGGGCCCCGGGAGCGGCCCCGGGAGCGGCCGCGGGACCCGAAGCACCGCCAGCACCAGCAGCAGCAGCAGCAGCCGCGGGGCCCGGGCCGGGGUCGGACGGCGCUGGCAGCCGCGGCGGCGGCAGCGCUGGCGCUCGGUCUCAUGGCGGCGGCGACCGAGUGGAGCCGGUGGAGCGAAGCCUCGCGCCUCGUCACCCCCCACCCCGCGCCCCCGCCGUCCCCCGGCUCCACCGGGCCCCUCGCCUCCCCCGCCUACUUCUGGGGCACGUACCGGCCGCACGUGUUCUUCGGGAUGAAGACGCGGAGCCCGCGCUCUGUCGUGACCGGGCUGAUGUGGCUGCAGCACGGCGGCGGCCUGCGGCACACGUGCGAGCAAGGCGACGGGCCGGCCCGCUACGGCUGGGUGAUGCACGACGGGGAGAACUUCGGCGUGCAGGAGAUCCGCGACGGGCGGCUGCUGCUCAGAACGGAGUUCGUCAAGCAGCCGGGGGGAGACCACGGCGGGGACUGGAGCUGGAGGGUCACGGCGAGGAUGGAGGGGAAAGGCCCGGCCCCGCUCCUGUCACUGUUCUUCUACGUGGCUACGGACGGGCAGGGGGAGCUGCGGCCGGUGCUGCACAACGGGACCCACCUGGCGGCCGUGGAGGGAACAUCGGAGGAGCUCGGGAACUUCACCCUCACCUUCCUGCCCCCAAUGGAGGAGGGCGAGGAGGGGCCCAAAUAUGCCAGCUACAACUUCCUGGCGGGGUCGGUGCCGGGGCUGCAGCGCCUCACGGAGCUGGUGCAGCACAGCCUGCGGGAGCCCUGCGUGUUCUCACCGCCUGGGCGCCCACGGCGACACUACCUGGGGGUGUCGGGCGCGGGGGGGCUGCCCGGGGAGCCCCCCCGGGGGCAGCUGCUGCUGCACCAGGUGACGCUGGAGGCGCCGGCGGUGCUGGAGGCGGUGCUGGAGUCGGGCAGCGCGGCGGGGGCGCGGCAGGGGCGGCUGGCGGGGCGGGCGCUGGGCGCGGCGCUGGCCCGGCACGUGACCGCCUUCGAGCGCCGCUUCGAGGACACCUUCGGGCUGGAGGCGCGCGGGGCGACCCCCGCCCAGCGCCGCUUCGCCCAGGCCGCGCUCAGCGAGCUCCUGGGGGGGCUCGGCUUCUUCCACGGCCGCUCCCUGCUGCGCUCGGAGCACCGCUCGGAGCCGCUGCCCGGCCCCGAGGCCACGCUGCUGACGGCCGUGCCCUCGCGCUCCUGCUUCCCGCGGGGCUUCCUGUGGGACGAGGGCUUCCACCUGCUGCUGUUGGCCCGCUGGGCGCCCGCGCUGGCCCGGGACGUGCUGGCGCACUGGCUCGACCUCAUGAACGCUGACGGCUGGAUCCCGCGGGAGCAGAUCCUGGGGGACGAGGCGCGGGCCAGGGUGCCCCCCGAGUUCGUGCUGCAGCACAGCGAGACGGCGAACCCGCCGACGCUGCUGCUGGCGCUGGAGCGGCUCCUGCCCGACGCGCCCCUGCCCUACCUGCGCCGCCUCUCCCCGCGCCUGCGCGCCUGGUUCUCGUGGCUCAACCGCACCCAGGCCGGCCCCGAGCCCCUCACCUUCCGCUGGCGCGGCCGCGACACCGACGCCGAGCGCUUCCUGAACCCCAAGACGCUGGCGUCGGGGCUGGACGAUUACCCGCGCGCCUCGCACCCGUCGGAGCAGGAGCGGCACCUGGACCUGCGCUGUUGGAUGGCGCUGGGCGCCCGCGUGCUGGCAGCGCUGGCCGAGCGCCUGGGGGAGCCCCCCGAGCCCUACAGCGACAUGGCCCUGGCACUGAGCGACAACGCCCUGUUGGAGCGGCACCACUGGGCGCCCGAGCUCGGCGCCUUCGCCGACUUCGGCAACCACAGUGCGGCCGUGGCGCUGCGCUGGCACCGCCCGGCCCCCGUGCCCGGCCGUGCCCCGCCGGCCCCUCAGCUGCGCCGGGAGGUGCGGGAGGCACCGCGGCCGCGCUUCGUGGGCGCGCUGGGCUACGUGAGCCUGUUCCCGCUGCUGCUGCAGCUGCUGCCCGCGGACUCCCCGCGCCUGCCCGCGCUGCUGGGCGCCAUGCGCAGCGAGGCGCAGCUCUGGACGCCUUUCGGGCUGCGCUCGCUGGCCCGCGACAGCCCCUGGUACCUGCAGCGCAACACCGAGCACGACCCCCCGUACUGGCGCGGCUCCAUCUGGGUCAACAUGAACUUCCUGGCGCUGCGGGCGCUGCACGAGUACGCACGGACAGCGGGGCCGCACCGCGAGCAGGCGGCACGGCUGUACCGGGAGCUGCACCACAACCUGGUCACCAACGUGUUCCGGCAGCACGAGGCCACCGGCUUCCUGUGGGAGCACUACCGGGACAGCGACGGGGCGGGGCAGGGCUGCCACCCCUUCGCAGGCUGGUCCGCGCUCGUGGUGCUCGCCAUGGCCGAGGACUAUUGAUGGGGGCUCCCCGUGCCCCCGCCCCGCACGCUCAGGGCCAGAGGAGGUGCUGGGGGGCUGUGCUGGAGCCCCCCCAUCUCCCCCUCAAUAAACCUCCACAACUUGGGCCUCUUCCUGCCCAG
This is a messenger RNA of Myiozetetes cayanensis, 2582 nucleotides long. RefSeq names its product mannosyl-oligosaccharide glucosidase (gene MOGS). The record is from RefSeq and is a predicted model, not a curated record. Bases 166 to 2460 code for a protein of 764 amino acids. Gene Ontology annotation, biological process: oligosaccharide metabolic process; protein N-linked glycosylation. NCBI's taxonomy places the organism in Eukaryota, Metazoa, Chordata, Aves, Passeriformes, Tyrannidae. Gene Ontology annotation, molecular function: Glc3Man9GlcNAc2 oligosaccharide glucosidase activity. The transcript is spliced from 4 exons. Gene Ontology annotation, cellular component: endoplasmic reticulum membrane.